Tigriopus californicus is the source of this 571-nucleotide messenger RNA. RefSeq lists its product as uncharacterized. The record is from RefSeq and is a predicted model, not a curated record. NCBI's taxonomy places the organism in Eukaryota, Metazoa, Arthropoda, Copepoda, Harpacticoida, Harpacticidae. Bases 13 to 393 code for a protein of 126 amino acids. The transcript has 3 exons.
ACCACGCAUGGCAUGGCCAUGGUUGGACAAGUGGGCUUUGCAUGCAUAGGAGGAAUUCUCGGCAUCUUUUGGGGAACAGGCUUCUUGGAGUUCAUGUUUUGGUCUUCGUUCUUCGUCUCGUUAUCCUUACUUCUGUCUCACUUGGUGAACGCGACCCAAAGUCUGGAGACCGCCUUUCCAUGGCUGAUCAAAGUGGAAUUGGGAUACGCCCUCAUUUGGGGUUGUCUGACGACUCUCGCCGCCGUUUUAGCAUUCCUCUUCUUUGGCUUGUAUAUCCUGCCCGCCUUAAUAGGAUUUGCAUUGGCCUUGUGCUUUUUCGUGGAUCUCUUCUUCAAGUACCGGAAUUACACAAGGGUGAUCGAACCUACACCUACCACAGGUGGGCCGGCUUAGACGGUUGUUAUGGCUAAGUGUUCGUCCCACAUGUGUGUUAUCCGUCCAGCAACUUGUGUCCUUUCCAGAUGACAGACUUCUCCACGUUUGUUUACACCAUUGAAAAUGAUCUGAUGUAUUUUAACACCAUAUAUUUAUAACGAUCUCUGUCCAGAAUAAAGAUUUUACUUACCCUUUA